UGGAUACCGCAGUCAACCAACCAACAAACCAACACGGACUUGAUUGAAUCGGCUCUGGUAGUCUUUCGACUCAAGUCUUGUAUCUUCUGCAUCUAAUACUGUGGAAGAGUGCUCUCAUCUUUGACUUCGACACGAUAAUCUAUACAUUCACCGUGAAUAUUAUUUAAUCUUUAGUCUCACUACGUCAAUCAUUCAAAAUGUCCGCUGUGCAACUCAAGUUCACUCUUCGGACAUCGUCCAAUGUCAAGACUGUCCACCUGCUUGGCUCCUGGGACAACUACUCCCGUCAGAUCCCCCUCUCCAGGGAUGAAGGCAAGCCCGGUUCAUGGGUUGGCAAGUUCCGCUUCCAGACCUCCAUGCUUAAGCUCGGCGGCCGCUACUGGUAUUAUUACAUCAUGGAUGGAUACCACGUCUCCCAUGAUCCCGCCGUUGAGUACACUAUUGAGCCAACCACCGGCCGCAAGCUGAACAUCCUCGAUGUUCCCGGAGGUAGCAAGAAAUCCAGCUCUUCCGCCUCGAAGCCCAGAAGAACCUCCGAUGAGGUGGUCAAGGGCCGUGCUCCGUCUCCAUCCAAAAUCCACCACCCCAAGCCCUCCAAGCCCUACGCCUCCCGCCAAAUCCGGGAGACCGACUUCGCUCCUACCAUGGAGGACCUCACCAUGCGCUUUGCGGGAUCCCGCCUGUCAGACGAGUACUCUCUCUCCAACAGCCCACCCAGCUCCGUUGGGUCGUCCCUGUCUUCUCGGUCUUCUCGUUCCUCUGGCAGCACCUCGCCUUCCUCGCUUUCUUCCAUGAGUGACCCAGCCAGCGUCUGCCGCUGCGAGCGCUACGGCAUUACCCGGAAGGGCGACCGCGUCAAGCUUGACUGCGGUGGUAGCCGCUGUGGCUACGUUACCGAGUCGUCUGAGGCUAGCUGUUCCGAGUCUGACAGUGAUGAGGAGUACCGCCGGGCCCGCCGAGGUGUUCGUCGCCAGGGCAUUGUUGUGCGUCGGUAAAUCAUGCAGUUGGUGGAAUCUUUACUUCGUCAAUUCUAUGGAGAUGGGUUGACUCCGUCAGUCAAGCAAUGUCAAUCAAUAUGGCAUGUUGCUGUUAUGCCAUGAUGCUCAGAACACAGUCUCUCCUUAACAGGACUAUGAAGAGAACAUUUUGAUACCCAAAAAAGAAAAACCAAGAAAAAAACAUCCGGAUCGUGGCUCCGCUACGAGUGUGCCGGACUCACUUCGUAUGAUAGCGAAGUUGCAUUGUGAGGAGGUUCACGUCUGGGGAAGAGAGCGGGGUUAGUACAAUGCCUUUGGGCAGAGAUGUGGGGAGAUAAAUAGUAUUGGGGGUGAAGCUGAGAAGAUGGAAGGACAAUGUCGCUCUGUGUCUGUCACUAUAACAGACCAGCCAGGCGAAUGAUUCAUGCCAUGAAGGAAUGAAUAUGUGAUGACUUUGUCUGGUCACGUCGGUGCUGAACCCUAACCAGGGAUAUGUAUUUGACUGCGUCCAGAAUGAAUGAUGAAUGAUGCUCCUUCGAUUAGCUUAAAAAAACAUUAAAAAAUACAAAAAAAAGUUGU
This is a messenger RNA of Aspergillus pseudonomiae, 1556 nucleotides long. It is a transcript of the gene esdC, whose product is annotated as GTP-binding protein EsdC. The record is from RefSeq and is a predicted model, not a curated record. The transcript is spliced from 2 exons. The coding region runs from base 198 to 995 and encodes 265 amino acids. NCBI's taxonomy places the organism in Eukaryota, Fungi, Ascomycota, Eurotiomycetes, Eurotiales, Aspergillaceae.